AUGGUACCCUUUAACGCCUCUUUCCGGAACACUGUGGCUCCUGCUGAGCUCUCCACUGCAUUGUCUCUGCCCUUCCAAAACGAAUUGCAGUUGCGCUCUUUGAUCCAGUCUCCUUCUCUGGGUUAUAUUCCUGUUGCUUUCCCUAUGACGUUUGUACCGAUGGAUAUUCAAGGAAGAGAGAGCUCCAGAGCGGCUCCAGAUCAUUCCGUGUUUCCCAGCUCUGUCUCGCAGCCUCUGGUCCCGAUUAUACCAGCAUUCCCACUCUAUCCCACCCAGGCGCCUGCUACGGACUCUCACAGCUCCAACAUGGCCUACCUUUCCCAGCUGCUCUUUGAAGCUUCUGACCCUGUCCCUCUCGAGGCUGCCCGUCCCUCUGAGCUCUCGGGCUAUCUCACUGCGCUCGGCCAGCGGCCGGCAUCUGUCAUGUCUUUCGACCCGUCCAUGUUCUCUCACUCUACCAACGUCCUGGCGAAUGAAAGCGUGAAUUUCAUGUAUCAUCCGCCGCCGGUUUCAUUCAAGACGCGGUACUCGGACCUCGCCGCGCUGACGAAGAGGAUACGAGCGGCGUUCGCUGAGAGUGUCCACCUAGCCGAGCGUGGCAUGGAUGGAAAUGCGCAGAGCCCGGUCGUCACGCAGGCGCAUAUGUGGGCUUCGGGAUCGCAAGAUAUGGUUAGAAUGUCGUGCUCGCACAGUCUCACCGAAACGGCCUGCCACGCUGGUCCGUACACGCAAAUUCAAUCCCCCUUGCUUGAUAACAACGCGCUCCGAGACGAGGAUACGGACGAUGAAGAAGAGCUGCUGACUCCCUCUGGCGAUGUCUCGCUCUUCUUCGACAGCGUAUUGGACACCAGUGGCAGCCAGGCAAUAUUCGAGAAAACUGUGGAGUCGAUUGGCCCAGUCAAUGUGGCGGAAGAAGCAUGA
This is a messenger RNA of Sparassis crispa, 921 nucleotides long. RefSeq lists its product as hypothetical. The transcript is spliced from 2 exons. The coding region runs from base 1 to 921 and encodes 306 amino acids. NCBI's taxonomy places the organism in Eukaryota, Fungi, Basidiomycota, Agaricomycetes, Polyporales, Sparassidaceae. The record is from RefSeq and is a predicted model, not a curated record.